Messenger RNA from Fusarium tjaetaba, 3867 nucleotides. RefSeq names its product serine threonine phosphatase 6 regulatory ankyrin repeat subunit A. Gene Ontology annotation, cellular component: ciliary inversin compartment. Gene Ontology annotation, biological process: protein localization to ciliary inversin compartment. NCBI's taxonomy places the organism in Eukaryota, Fungi, Ascomycota, Sordariomycetes, Hypocreales, Nectriaceae. The record is from RefSeq and is a predicted model, not a curated record. Gene Ontology annotation, molecular function: protein binding. The transcript is spliced from 6 exons. Bases 1 to 3867 code for a protein of 1288 amino acids.
AUGAGAGACUCGGAGGACAACCCUUCUGUUGUGGCACUUGCAGUCCCAAAGAAAGGCUCCCGUGGCUGGCAGAUCAAAGGCGGCGAAGUUGAGGCCAUCUUGUCACUAUGGAUGGCCCACCUAGACGCGACCAAAGUGGCGAAAACGAAAGACAAAGAAAAGGCUGACUGGCAAAGAUCCAAAGCUGGUGUAGCCUUGGGAGUUAACUACUGCAGGAUCCUCGGACCAAGUGACCAACGCGGCGUCUUGAAGCGAGACAUCAAGUGGUGGGUGGGCAAUCCCGCUGUGACAGAGGUCGCCAUGGACAAGAGAAUGGAGGAUGAAACAACUGGCUCCACGCAUAGAACUUGUGAGGCUUCAUAUCAUUGCAAGGAUCCCGCACGCGAUGAUGUCAAGAUGGUUAUUGGCUUUAUGGGGCCGCUCAAGCCUGAUACCAGGCACAAGUUACUUGUGCAGCACUCUACAGCUGGUCUAGCCACCAUUGCUGCCCAUCACCUCUUCACUUGUUUCCUCUGGACCAUUGUUGAUCUGGAUCAGCUACCGAAAGACUUUCUCUACCAAGGCUCCAUAAGCAUCCAUGAAUCCGUCAGCAUCCAGCCACCUAAACCAUUAGACCUAGAAUCUACCAAACUUGGUACAGGUCGGAAGCUGAGUCAAACUAAACUGACCAGAUUCGCGCUUCAUGCUGAAAAAGAAGGUCUCGGAGUGCUCGAUGACAUACUUCUGUGUCUCAUUCCCAUCUUCAGUCUCAAAGAUGUUCUCCCCAACGACGCCGUGUUGAAACUUGACUUGCCUGGCUUGCGUGGGCGAAGCACAUGGGUGAAGGAUGCACCAGCUUACUUGGCUCUCCUCAAGUUCAUGACCAAGGAAUCUAAGUGCAGUUUCGACGACUACCUCUCUUUGGCUGCAGUAGUCCGCGCACUAGACUACAUCUACCUUAUGAUUCUCGAUGAUGAGAACAUGGCAUAUGGCAAGAUUUUGUAUCAAGAAGAUGAUAAAGUCUCCGAGUCCAAGUCCAAUGACUUUGGUGGGAAAACUAAGUCUCCAAGCCGACAAUCUUCUGGUGAUUAUCAAAUUCUUUUGGAUUACAUUUCUCAACUCUAUCCAGACGUAGUCAGGAGACUCCUGAAGUUUUACGAACUUCAAGGACGGAAAGACUACUUCUGUGACCUUGGGAGACGCUGUGGAGAGACAGAGACAUGGCCACCUGGCUUUGGAAAUGAGAAGGAAGGCUUUAUGAAACAAAUCAGGUUCACGUCUCUCCAUAACCAGGCUUCCAUUAUGGCUCCUAUUAAUUUGUGGCUGAUUGAAGGGAAAGAUUGGAAGAAGCGAGAUGUAUUUGGCUGGACAGCUCUACAUUAUGCUGCUUCUUGCACUGAAUUUAUCGUCCUCGAAGAGCGCCAGCAUCCCAUCUUACGUAGCAAUCAACUUCCUGGUUGUCUCAAAGCCCUUCUACGACAGAGCCACCCACAGACAUGGUGGUUCGACAAUAUUGGCAGAAGCCCAAUUCACGUGGCUUGCUUGACAGGAAAUCAGAGAUUCUUGGAGAGACUCUUAAAGAACUUGUCGACAAAAGAUGCGAGAGCUAGCUUGGAAGCGAAAGGUUUGGACGGAAUGACUCCCGUGCACCUUGCAGUGCAGGAAGGUCACGCAAAAUGCAUUGCCGUCAUCAAACGGCUACAGGAACUUGAAAUGCCGUCCGACGCUUGGAAACGGAGCCCAUUUCAUCUUUCCAUAUGCAAAGGCAGAUACGACUGCUGUAACGAGCUUAUUUGUGACGAAAAGCUCGUGUUCAACCCAUACACUCUCGAUGUCCAUGGAAGAUCUCUAUUCUCGUAUCUUGACGAAGAAGAGGAGGAACAAAGAUCAAUUGGGAGCCAAUUUCUUAAGGUUCACUCAAGACUCUUCGGGGACAAAGACAACGAAGGCCAGUCUGUUUGGCACUAUGGGGUCAAGUUUUGUGAUGAAGAGGUGAUAGAUAUUUUGGAGGACCAGCAUCGGUCAGCCAUCAACGCCAGCAAUAAUUGUGGCGAGACUCCUCUACAUCUGGCAAUCAAGCUAAAGAGGAAACAAACUUUCCAUCGCUUAUUGAUGAUUGGCGCGGACCCAGGCGUCAAUAACACUGGAGAUCAGUCUCCGUUGAUGUUUGCUUGCUCCCGUGGCGAAGCGAAUAUGGUCUGCUCCAUGCUCAAAAUCCAAAGGAAAGCUGCAGAAGAUAAGGAUAAGUACGGGAAGUCUCCAUUGCACUAUGCCAUUGAGUGCAAAAACUACAACGACGGAGAGCGGGAAACGAUCGUCAGGUGGCUUGUGUCAGCCAUGAAAGAAAUCGACAUCGAGGAUAAACAGGGCUGUACGCCAUUACAUCUUGCAUGUCAAAACUCCAAGAGCUCGAUAGUGUCUAUUUUCAUGGACAAGGGAGCCAACCCGGAUUCGAAAGAUGACCAAGGAAAUAAUGCCCUUCAUUAUUUAGUUGGGCUUUUGCCGCAACAUGGUGAAGCAACAUCCACCUGGAGAGAAGAAAUCGCAGAGAAGCUAUCAAAGAGGUCACCUGCUUGCAUAAGGGACCAAAAUGAAGAUGGCCAUACAGCAUUGUUUUUAGUUGUUAUGCGAAACGAGGGAGAUGCUUGUAUCUUUCUAGUAGAGAAUAACGCUGACCCUCAAACCAUAAGUGACGAGGAGUCUUUCUCCCCAUUUACGAGAGCUUGUCGGCGUGGCGGGCCAGUCAACUUCAUUUCAAAAGCGAUUCUGAUGGCUGGACAGCAGGAUAGUAGGAUUGAUCUCAACCAAGGUGAUGCAGUACUUGGUCAGUCACCCCUGGCAUGGGCGUGUGAAGAGAACAAGCCCGAGGUCGUCAAGAUGUUGCUCGAGACUAGGAACUUAAUCCAACUUGAAGACAAGCUCGACCUCAACAAACAAGCAACCAGAUAUGGAAACGCAACACCGCUUCACCAUACGCUGCUUGAAAAGAACCACGACAUUCUGGAGCUUUUGCUUGAUGACCCCAGGAUCAUACGUGGGUUGGGUGCGACCAAGUUUAUUGGUCUCAAUCUUUUACAGUUCGCUUUCGAGUUGUCGGAUCAGAGAUGCCUCACCACGUUGUUGUUACAUCAUCACACGAAAUCCACAGUGUUCUUCAUGGAAGGCUGGGAAAGUAUCAUCCAGAAGCAUGCGAGUUUGGUCGGCAACGUCGAACUCUGGGACGAAUGGGAGCGCGCUGGUCGACAAGAGAUGAUCAAAUCGCUUCUCCAUAGUGGCAUCAACGUUCAUGAACUGGACGAAGACAACUGGCCACCCGCCGGUAUCGCUGCCAGGUACCAUCAUAAGGAACUUGAAGAGUUUCUUCGCAAAGACUAUCCCGAUAGAGAUCUGGCUAUGCAUAAGUACCGUCACCCAUCAACAUUUAUUAAUGUUUAUGAUGGGCCAGAGCUUACGGCAUCACCUGCAAAGGAGCCAUCCCUGUCCUUCGUUUUAGAGGUGAUUGCGCCCCCAACAGCAGAGGGCAUGGGUUGUUAUCUACGCACUCAAGAAGCAAUUCCUCCCGACUCGAAAUUCUUUUACUAUGAAAUAGAAGUCCUCCAUAACAACAAUACGACACCCUGUGUCUUUGGCUUCUGUCAGGCGUCUGUUCCUCAGAGAUUGCUGCCUGGCUGGCAUAAAGGAUCUCGGGCCUACCAUGGAGAUAAUGGAGGAUUUUCUGUGGAGGGAGGAUGGUCCACAAGCCGGGAAAGUGACCAGGCUUUCGAUGUAGGCGAGGUUGUAGGCUGUGGUAUGAACUUGGAAACUGGUAAAGGGUAUCGCACUAAGAACGGAUUCCUCCUUGAUUCUGGUAAGUCUGCAUCAUUAGAAGGACCGGAGAAGCAAUUCUGA